CUACUCAAACUGGCGGAGGGACUGCCAGGCACCUCUGUUUCCUUCUCGACAUCGUCCCUCCUUGGAAAUGCCUCCUCCCCCUACCACCUACCCAAGCUCAAGGCAGAGCAGAUCGCCCGAGUUGAAGGCAUCAUCAAGUAUCGGUUCCAAGACCAUGAGAAUGCAUAUCUAUGGGAAGCUUUGCAAAUGGUUGCACCGUCUCAGCGCUCUGUCACGUCUAUCAACGGGCGUGUUUUCACCGGCAAUAAUCACAAACUUGCCAUCAUAGGCGAUGCUGUGAUGGCUAUUGUGAUCGCCGAGUAUUGGUUCAGCCACAAAUACAGUGUUCUAGGUUUGUCCAUACGAUCAUGUUCACUGUCCAGGUGGCUAAUCCUGAACAAGCCNGACUGGGAUGAUUUACGCAAAACAAAGCUGAGCAACCAGCAUUUCAAUAACGUAGCUCUCAAGAAGGACCUCAUUUCUUGCACAGACUGGAAAGACUGUAACGAAAAGGUGGGAGCAAGUCUUGUCGAGGCACUCAUGGGUGCUAUCUUUCUCGAUUCGGGUCGCAACAUGAAUGCUGUGAGGAACGCCAUGAUCUCUCUCGGAUUUACGGAAGUUCUGGACGAGCCCGACUGUUCCAACAAGCAGCAAGUUCUCAUGAACGAUGCUACUGCCAACCUCGACAUGAUCACGCUCGAACAUGAGAUGGUCGACUCAGAGGAGGACAACUAG
This is a messenger RNA of Aureobasidium vineae, 714 nucleotides long. NCBI's taxonomy places the organism in Eukaryota, Fungi, Ascomycota, Dothideomycetes, Dothideales, Saccotheciaceae. The record is from the annotation of a GenBank genome assembly.